GGAAGAUCUCGCUAUGCUGACAAUGGAGCGUUAUGGAAAAAAGGGGUCGUAAUGUAUCUCAUGUGACAAGAGUCAUACAAUCAGCAGUUAAUGAAGUGGAGAAAUGGGCGAACAAAUGGAGUUUGCGACUUUCGGUGACUAAAACUCAGCUAGUUUGUUGUGCGAAGAGGAAUCAUAUUCCAGAAAUAAAAGUGAAGUUAUAUGGAUAAGUACUUGAACAAGUUAAAGAUAUAAGAUAUCUAGGAAUAUGGAUGGAUUCCAGGUUGACCUUUAAGAUACAUAUUCAGAAGUUGAUUGAUAAGUGCAAAAAAAGUAAUAAUAUACUUAGAUGUGUAACAGGAAUGGAAUGGGGAGCUAGUAGAAAAUCUUUAUUAAGAAUAUAUAGUGCACUGAUUAGGUCAGCAAUUGAUUACGGAUGUAUAAUUUAUGGAUCUGCUUCUAAAUCCUUGAUUAAAAAAGUAGAAAUUGUUCAGGCACAAUCUUUAAGAAUAUGUAGUGGAGCUUUCAGAUCUUCUCCAGUAUCAGCCAUACAAGUGGAGGUUGGAGAAAUGCCUAUAAGUUUACGAAAAUUUAAAUUAACUAUGAAUUAUUGGAUAAAUGUAAAAGGGCAUUCAGAAUUACAUCCUGUAAAGGACAUAUUUAAGGAUUGCUGGGAAUAUGGGAAAAAUGAAAUCAAAAGUUUUGGUUGGACAGCAACUAGAGAUGCAACGAUUUUAGGUAUUACAGAAAUCUCAGUUAGUCACUCUGUUGUAAUGCAGAAUAUUCCUUCUUGGAUGCUUCCUAUGCCUCAAGUAGAUUUUCAUCUUCAAUAUAUUGUUAAGAAUGAGAAAACAAUAUCUAAGGAGUUUGUUGUUCAACAAUAUCUAAAUCAAAAUUACUCUUCAAUGCUCCAUUUCUUCACAGAUGGCUCUAAAGAUCCUGUAUCAGGAAAUUCAUCUGCAGCUGUAUAUAUCCAAAGAUUACAAGACAAAAUUCAGAAAAGGAUAACUAAUUUUGUAUCAGUCUUUACAACAGGGCUAAUAGCAAUUUUAUUAGCUAUUCAGUGGGUGGAGGAAGUUCAGCCUACUAGGGUAGUCAUCUGUACUGAUUCCUUGUCAGCUUUAAAUAGUUUAUUAAGUGAACAAUCAACAUCAAGGAAGGAUUUAAUCUAUGAAGUACUUAUAAAUCAGAAUAUAAAUUCCAUAUUAAUACUACCGAUUAGUUUAUUUAUGUAAUUAUUGUUAUUUUGUCAUGUAUUUAUUUAUAUUUAAUUACUUAUGUUUAAUUAAUUAAUUUAUUUUUAUUUAUUUCUUUAUUUCUUUUCCUGUUAAUGCUUCAUACUCCAGUCCAGUUGGUGGCGGUAAUACACCACAAGUUGGCUUGUCAGCCGCCAUUAAAUCAUACAAGAAGAAGAAGAAGAAGAAGACUCUGCGCCAUCUUUGUUUUCCGUGUCUCGAAUAAAAGUGAAAGUAAAUGUUCAGAGUUAAUGUUUCUCAAUUUAAACAGAAUCAAUUCUAUACGGAAUUUCAAAGUGUUUCAUAGGAACUAAGCCAUGAUUUCCCUGUAGCUGCUUCAUUGAAAGGCGGUGGAUUUUGUGAAUCUGUGUAAAUAAGGAUCCGUUCAGCUGAAUUAUUGAGUUUGUUUGUCAUUUCUAUUCUAUUCUGGAGAUCAGAUUCUGUUUCAUCAUGGAGGACACACAAACAUCCACAGAUCAAGAGUUUUCUCCAGGAUGCAGAUUAUUUCAUCAGAAGAGAUCAUUAGCAGAGUCCAGCUGUGUGUCUGUGAGGAGUGAGGAGUCUAUGGAUCCUCCAGAAAAAAGUUUAAGAGUGGAGAUACAAAGACUGAUCUCAGUUCAGUUGAUCAGAAGAGAUCAGAAGCAGAGUCCAGCUGUGUGUCUGUGAGGAGUGAUGCGUCUAUGGGUCAACCAAUAUGGUUUAAGAAUGAAGAUACAAAGACUGAUCUCAGGUUCUUCUGUCUUCAGUCUGGACGAGGUGUGAGCGUCAUAACUCCAGGGACGGAUGAACACACGGCUCUACUGGACACGUACUCGGAGAACUAGACCAGAGGGACCCCGCCGAAAUACUGCUGCUCCCGGAACCAGAUUUCAGACAGACACCUCAGAUUUCUGAACCAAGUGGAGCUUGAAUGAGAUUUACCAAAGAAAAGAAAAUAUGAGGCAGAACGCACGCUUGCUGUUCUCUGGUGAAUUCUCUCUUCAUGAACAACAAUGUAGAGCUGUGCACAC
Carassius gibelio (silver crucian carp) is the source of this 2224-nucleotide messenger RNA. RefSeq lists its product as uncharacterized. The coding region runs from base 252 to 1214 and encodes 320 amino acids. Lineage: Eukaryota; Metazoa; Chordata; Actinopteri; Cypriniformes; Cyprinidae. Gene Ontology annotation, molecular function: nucleic acid binding. The record is from RefSeq and is a predicted model, not a curated record. The transcript has 5 exons.